Striga asiatica is the source of this 2699-nucleotide messenger RNA. Lineage: Eukaryota; Viridiplantae; Streptophyta; Magnoliopsida; Lamiales; Orobanchaceae. The record is from the annotation of a GenBank genome assembly.
CACAACACCAUUAAAAUAAUAAAAAAACUAUACACUUCCCCUAAAAUAAUGCUCAUAAAAUACUGCAAAAAAAAUUGUCUUUAAUUAACUAACACACCCAUGUGGAAUCACAAACAAACCAAUAUUAUAAUCCGUUGACACUUCUCAACUUUUGUGAUUUUCAGCUUCUCCUCCAAAUACACUCCAAAAAAACCAGCAAAUUUUCUGUCCCUGAUUACAGUUUUUCUGUUAACAAUCACCACAUUCAAGAGUCAAGACUCCAUUUUUUCCCUCGAGAUUCAAAAAUUUUCAAUAAUCUUACCACUCAAAAGCUUGGGCAUCUCAAGCCCCUCAAUAGAUAUUCUUGAUUCUUGAUUUUUUUGGCUAGCAAUCACAAUUCACACACACACAAAUGAGUACCCUCAGCUUUGGGCUUUCAUCUCCGCCGUCGAUUUCAAUAAAACCUCAGAGCAAACAAAAACCCAGAAGCUGGUGCCCUCGAAUUUUCUCUUUCAACCCUCUGAGCGCUCGAGCUUUUGGAGUCAGCAGGGCCGAAUACAGCAGGAAAAGGACCAAUCUUUUUACUGUAAAAUCAGCUGUCGAGCUCGAAAAGGCGGCGGGCGCUGAGGGCGGCUACGAAAGUAGCAGCGGCGGCUAUUAUGAUGCUAUUGUUGUAGGCUCUGGGAUUGGUGGGCUGGUGGCGGCGACCCAGCUGGCGGUGAAGGGCGCGAGGGUUUUGGUUCUUGAGAAGUAUGUGAUUCCUGGUGGGAGUUCUGGGUUUUAUGAGAGGGAUGGAUUCAAGUUCGAUGUUGGGUCCUCUGUCAUGUUUGGUUUCAGUGAUAAGGUAAAUUUGCAUUUAAUUACUCAAUCAUUAGCAGCAGUUGGAUGCAGGAUGCAAGUCAUACCGGACCCCACCACCGUUCAUUAUCAUCUGCCCAAUGGCCUUUCUGUACGUGUGCACAGAGAAUAUAACGAGUUCAUUUCUGAACUUGUUCGCAGAUUUCCUCACGAGAGAGAAGGCAUUCUCAAAUUCUAUGGCAUCUGCUGGAAGAUAUUUAAUUCAUUGAACUCGCUGGAAUUGAAGUCUCUGGAGGAGCCGAUUUACCUGUUUGGACAGUUUUUCAAGAAGCCCCUCGAGUGCUUAACUCUUGCCUACUAUCUUCCUCAAAAUGCUGGCAACAUAGCUCGAAAGUAUAUAAAAGAUCCCGAAUUGUUAUCCUAUAUUGAUGCCGAGUGUUUCAUAGUGAGCACAAUCAAUGCCAUGCAGACACCUAUCAUCAAUGCAAGCAUGGUUUUGUGUGAUAGACAUUUCGGUGGAAUUAAUUAUCCCGUUGGUGGAGUUGGAGAAAUUGCAAAGUCGUUAGCAAAAGGUUUGGUCAAUCAAGGGAGUGAGAUACUUUACAAGGCAAAUGCGACUGACAUUAUAUUAGAAAAUGGAAAAGCUGUUGGAGUGAAGCUAUCAGAUGGAAGACAAUUUUAUGCUAAGACCAUAAUUUCAAAUGCCACUAGAUGGGAUACAUUCGGCAAGCUCUUGAAAAAGGAAGAUAUGCCCGAGGAAGAAAAAAGAUUUCAAAAGGCGUACAUCAAAGCACCGUCCUUUCUUUCUAUACACGUUGGGGUUAAAGCCGAUGUUUUGCCACCUGACACGGAUUGCCACCAUUUUAUUCUAGAGGAUGAUUGGAAAAAUCUAGAAAUCCCUUAUGGAAGUAUAUUCUUGAGCAUCCCAACGGUUCUUGAUAAAUCAUUAGCUCCCGAAGGAAACCACAUUCUGCAUAUUUUUACAGUUUCUUCAAUCGAGGAUUGGGAGGGUCUCUCGCGAGCAGAGUAUCAAGCAAAGAAGGAAUUUGUGGCUGAUAAAAUAAUUAACAGGCUUGAGAAGAAAUUAUUCCCAGGGCUUAAGUCAUCUAUAGUUUUCAAGGAGUACUUGACCAAUGUUUCAAUUAGGAACUUAAGGCGGUACCUUGCUCGGGAUAGCGGUACAUAUGGUCCAAUGCCUAGAAAAACCCCAAAGGGAUUGCUAGCAAUGCCGUUCAACACGACUGGUAUAAAGGGUUUGUAUUGUGUGGGAGAUAGUUGUUUUCCGGGCCAAGGUGUUAUUGCUGUGGCUUUCUCGGGAGUUAUGUGCGCGCAUCGUGUGGCAGCUGAUUUAGGAUAUGAGAAGAAAAACCCGGUGCUCGAUACAGCUCUACUUAGGUUACUCGGUUGGUUCAGGACUUUAGCAUGAGAGAUCAGCAACAAAUUACUAAAAAAGAUACAGUUUUUGCACCACAAUUGUGAAGAGCAACGAAAGAUCGUAUCAAACUGCUGUUAAAAUGGUGAAAAAAACCAUAUCGAGGUACUUAUGUGACAGCUUUUUGAGAAUUAAGACCACAGUUUGUAGUUUUACAGUUUUGAAUACUGAUAUGUACACAUACUUUUAGAGAAUCACUAUUCUGUGAAAAUUAUAGAGAUCAACACAUUGUAAACACGUUUGUUGAGAAAACUCACGUAUUAAAGGAGAGCUAACGAACCCGUGAUAUGAAAACCUGGACAUUCUGCAUGAAGUCGUAAAAAUUAUUUUCUAGUACAUUUAGUUUUCUUAUUCAUUUUAUCUCUGUCUUUACAAUUAUUUAUUCUUAUUUUUUCUGGUUAGUUAAAUCUCACAUUUUCUUAGUUAUUGCAAGCACUCAUAGGAGGGGAAGGUUGCUGCUUUACACUAAAUUUGAUUUUUCAGAGGCAGG